AUGAAGCCUCCAGUUCUAGUAGCCCCUGUACCUGGAAAACCAUUGAUACUGUACAUUUCAGCACAAGAAAAGUCGGUUGGAGAGUUGUUGGCCCAAGAGAAUAGCGAAGGGAAAGAAAAUUCUCUUUACUACUUGAGCAGAAUGAUGACACGUAAUGAGCUGAACUACACGCCAAUUGAAAAGUUGUGCUUGGCACUAGUCUUCUCGAUUCAAAAGCUGAAGCACUACUUUCAAGCUCAUAGUGUUAAUCUCAUUUCCAGAGCAAAUCCCAUCAAGUUUGUGAUGUCAAAACCAAUCCUCAGUGAUCGACUAGCAAGGUGGUACCUCCAGUUUCAACAAUUUGAGAUUACAUACAUCCCUCAAAAGGCUGUAAAAGGAAAGGCAUUGGCAGACUUCCUAGCAGCUCACCCAAUACCUGAUGACUGGGAGCUAACUGAUGAACUUCCCGACGAAGAUGCAAUGAUCGUUGAAAUUCAAUCUCCGUGGAAAAUGUACUUUGAUGGUGCUGCACAACGUGAUGGAGCUGGUGCUGGUGUGGUGUUUGUUACUCCGCAGGGAGAAGUUCUACCAUACUCCUUUACUUUGACACAAUGUUGCUCCAACAAUGUCGCUGAAUAUCAAGCACUAAUACUUGGACUUGAAAUGGCAGUCGACAUGAAGCAGUUGCAGUUACAAGUGUUUGGUGACUCUCAGUUGGUGAUCAAUCAACUCCUGGGAAGUUAUGAAGUCAGGAAGCCCGAAUUACUCCCCUAUCAUGGUUAUGCUCAGAAGUUGAUAGGAUGGCUUGGUGAUGUGACUCUUCAGCACGUUCCAAGGAAGGAAAAUAAGAAAGCCGAUGCUUUAGCUGCUCUAGCUUCAACACUAACUCUGCCAGAUCAAACUCAAGUGACUAUCUGCCGAAAAUGGGUAGUACCUCCACCAAAUGAGGAUGAAGGCGCGGAAAGUGAGCUUGAGCAUCUCGUAGCUGUUUCUGAAGCUGCAAAGGAAGACUGGCGACAACCCAUCAUUGACUACUUAAGUUAUGGGAUACUGCCAGAAGACUCAAAAAGAAGAACUGAGAUUCAUCGUCGCGCACCUCGAUUCCUUUACUACAAGGAUACCUUAUAUAGAAGAUCUUUUGAGGGGAUACUCUUACGAUGUUUGGGGGAGGAUGAAGCAGUCCAAGCUUUGCAAGAAGCACAUUCAGGAGUAUGUGGAUCACAUCAAUUUGGACCAAAGCUCCAUUUCCACAUAAAAAGGAUGGGAUAUUAUGUGCCAACGAUGGUGAAAGAUUGCUUGGACUAUGCUCGAAGAUGCAAGAUUUGUGAUCUCUUCGGCUUCAAGCAGCGUAAAUCUUCUAUGUAUCAUGCUGCCGCCAACGGUCUAGCCGAAGCGUUCAAUAAGACUUUGUGUAACUUGUUGAAGAAGGUUGUCUCCAAGUCCAAAAGGGAUUGGCAUGAACGAAUGGUAGAAGCUUUGUGGGCAUAUAGGACAACUUACAACACACCAACGCAAGCAACCCCGUACUCGCUUGCUUAUGGAGUUGAAGCAGUCCUACCACUUGAGCGCCAAAUACCUUCUUUACGACUUGCUAUUCAAGAAGGGCUCACCGAAGAGGAAAAUACUCAAUUGCGUCUUGCAGAGUUAGAAGCACUUGAUGAGAAAAGGAUGGAGGCUCAACAAAAUCUUGAAUGUUAUUAA
Lycium barbarum (goji berry) is the source of this 1680-nucleotide messenger RNA. RefSeq lists its product as uncharacterized. Bases 1 to 1680 code for a protein of 559 amino acids. The transcript is spliced from 2 exons. Gene Ontology annotation, molecular function: nucleic acid binding; RNA-DNA hybrid ribonuclease activity. The record is from RefSeq and is a predicted model, not a curated record. NCBI's taxonomy places the organism in Eukaryota, Viridiplantae, Streptophyta, Magnoliopsida, Solanales, Solanaceae.